Molecule: messenger RNA, 1101 nt
Organism: Chaetomium strumarium
Lineage: Eukaryota; Fungi; Ascomycota; Sordariomycetes; Sordariales; Chaetomiaceae
Exons: 4
Coding region: 274-1101 (275 amino acids)
Source: RefSeq, a predicted model, not a curated record
UGUUCACUGGGGAUGGGGAGGGAGGGAGAGGGAGGAUUAUAAACUAUAAAGAGGGUGACGGGCGUUCUGUUGGUUGUUGGGUCGUGGGCUUCAUGCAGCGGGCUUCAGCGUCUUCACCCUUCACAGCAGCUUUCACUUCCUUCUCGCUUCCUUUAUUACGCUUCAUUCUCAGCCCUGGAGGCAAAUAAUCUGAUAUACUUGUUAAAUCCCUGUUGUUGAAUAAUUCUGCAGUCCCUCCCCAGAGAACCCACCAAAAACACAACCUUCAUCACAAUGUAUACCUCCGACCUCCUCGUCCUCGCCCUCCUCACCACCUCCACAUCGGCCCAUGGCGUGGUCACCAUGAUCAAGGGCGCCAACGGCGUGAUGAUGCCGGGGCUGUCCAUCGCCGACGGCACGCCGCGGGACUGUUCGACCAACCGGUGCGGCUCGCAGGCCGACACGGCCAUCAUCCGCGACCGCGAGAUCAGCAGCGGCCAGGUCGGCCCGCUGGGGCGCACCCAGGGCAACGGCCCCAUCGACCCGGCCACCAUGAUCGCCGCCUUCAUGGGCGCCGGCACCGCGCCCAGCGUCAACGCCACCAACGCGUCCGUGGGCGUCGAGGACGACCUGAGCGGGAGGAAGAAGAAGGAGGAGGCAACCACCGUGGCCAAGGAGACCAUGGUGGCCCAAACCGCGGGCACGGGGGCCACCGAGGGCUUGCCGACGUGUGCCGAUGACGGGACUAUUGAGAUGGUGUUCCACCAGAUCAACCAAGACGGGGCCGGUCCCAUGGAGGCGGCCGUCGACGGCACGUCGGGCGGCAAGGACCCGAACGCGUUCCAGCGGGCCAAGGUGACGCAGGACGUGCCCGGCAUCGGGUUCCAGGGCCUCAGCCUGGCGACCAGCACCGACUUCCCGCUGAAGGUGCAGAUGCCGGCCGGCAUGACCUGCGACGCCACCGUCGCCGGCGUCAACAACGUGUGCAUUGUGCGCGUCCGCAACGGUGCCGCCGCCGGCCCCUUCGGCGGCAGUGCGGCGUUCACCCAGAGCGCGACCGCCCGGAAGCGCGCCGUCGAGUACCGCCUCAAGAAGCGGGCUGCCAAGGUGUUCGUUGCUUAA